Drosophila novamexicana is the source of this 4804-nucleotide messenger RNA. It is a transcript of the gene Tango1, whose product is annotated as transport and Golgi organization protein 1. Bases 143 to 4513 code for a protein of 1456 amino acids. Lineage: Eukaryota; Metazoa; Arthropoda; Insecta; Diptera; Drosophilidae. The transcript is spliced from 7 exons. Gene Ontology annotation, molecular function: protein binding. The record is from RefSeq and is a predicted model, not a curated record.
GUUGUGACGAAAAGCCAACUCAGCUAAUGUGAAGAAAUUUUUAAUACACAAAAAAAAUUUCGCACACAAACUGUAUUGUUACUAAAGCCGUGGUUUAGUUUAAUUCGAUUGUAAACAGUGCCAGAAAAACAGACAAUGCAAAAUGCGGCCAACAAACGCAAAUGCCCCAACCAAUACGCCGUGGAGUGAUUUCGCCAUUUACCUGACCAUAACACUAACACUUUCCCUUUCAUGUCUUCCGACGACGUGGGCUUUGUCCGACAAAAGACUGUGCGCUGACGAAAAAUGUGAACAGAUCAUCUCUUUCGGUACGGCUAAAAUCAGCUAUACGUCUGGAGAAGAUGGCAUGCUGUCCUUUAAGAUUCAUUCGCCGGUGCGCAUAUUGUCCAAGGGCGCUGGCAACAAUCCAAAGCUGUGGGGCGUGGAGAUUAAUGGACGUCGCGGCUAUGCCAACAGGGAUUUCAUCAUGGAGAAGAGAAUUGUGAUUAAAGAAAAGGAUCUCAAGCAUGAAGUGCCAGUAGCUUGGCCACCCAAACCAGCAACAGCUGCUGCAGCAGCAACAGCUCGCACUGCGAACAGUCCAGCUCAAGACCCACAAGUGCCGCUGGAGCCAGCUGUGCUCAAUGCCUCCGAGACAGUCGAUGAUAUAGCAACAACAACCACCUCGCCGCUGGACACACUCAAACUGGCCAUACUCACUGAGCAGGAGCAAACGAGCAGCAGUGAAGCACCAUCUCCCAUAACACCUGUACAGCCCAAUCUUCAGCUGGUCGAUGGCACGGAAUUGCCGCUGGAGGCUGUGGUCGCUGUUACAGAACGAACUCAGAACCUUUCCCAUGCAGACGCCACAAAUAGCGCAACCAAAAACAAUGCUGAGCUCGAGGGCAAACCGAAAAGCGAUGACACAUUCGAUUACGCGGCAGAUGACGCUGAAAUUUACGAGGAAGACGAAGACGAUGACGAUGUCGAGGAAACACUUGAUAGUCAAGUCAACGAUGUACAAAACGAAACAGAAGCCGAUAACAAAGCAAAUGCUGCAGCCGCUCAACUGGCCAAAACACCUGAGCCAGAGGCGGACGCUCGGCAAACGAAUGCGUCAGACGCAGAUAAGGAAAAGCAUGCAGCCUUAGCUGGUAACAAAAGUCCAGACGUUAUUCCUAAGGCAACUCCAGCUGCGCUGCUUAUAGAAACGCGCAAUGUCAGCGCUGUGCCCACAGAGGAGCAGCUGAAGCUGGAGGCAAAGCCACAAAUAGCAACAGUUGAGCAACCUGCACCAAGAGCAGAACCUGAUGCAGAGCUGCCCAAAGAGGAAACGAAAGCUCAGCUAAUGUCGGGUCCAGUCGCAGAGCCGAAGCCUCAAGAAGCAACCGCAACGGAGACUUUACCAAGUGAAACGCUAGCUCAGGUUCAGGCGCUAAGCGAGCAGAUUGAAAAGGAAAACCAAGUAAAAGAAGCCAGCUCCAAGCCAACGACAGACACAGCAGCAGAAGAAACCAGCAAGGCGCAAGCUGAAGGCGAAAUUAAGACGCAGCAGGAUCCAAUUGUAGCAGAACAAACACAAGAGCCGAAGGCAACGCAGUCAAAUGAAACUGAAUCCGUUAAGGUGCAAACCGAAGCGCCAGUUGCAGCCAAAGACGAGGAACCAACUGCGCCAAGCGAAGCACUGGAGGCAGCAGCUGUAAUCGAUACAGCCCAAAAAGAAACGCAGGCAAAAGUAGACGGAGCACAGACAGUCAAUGAUGUGGCUAGCUCGACGGCCACGCCCAUUGAGGACCCGGUUGUGCCAGCCAGCUUGCCUCCAUUGUUCAAUAAGCAGCAUUUCCAGCAUAAUCCAAAUGAAUACUACAAACAACUGCAGGAACAACAGCAGCAGGAGCAAAAGCAAAAGGAGCAACAACAGCUGCAGGAACAGCAGAAGCAGCAGCAGGAAGAGCAACAGCAGAAGGAGAAGCAGCAACAGGAGGAGCUGCUGGAACAGCAAAAGCAGCAGCAGGAAGAGCAACAGCAAAAGGAGAAGCAGCAGCAGGAGGAGCAGGAGCGACAACAGCUACUGGAAAGGCAGAAGCAGGAACAGCAGCAGCUACAACAGCUGCUGCAACAGCAGAAGCAGGAAGAGCAACAGCUACAGGAGAAGCUGCAGGCAGAGCAACAGCAGAAGGAGAAGCUGCAGGAGCAACUGGCCGGGAAUGCUCUGCUGCACACCACGCCCACGUCAGCCGCAUUUGAUGCAUAUGAUGCAGUUAACCAGGCAGAGCCAACGCCUGCGCCACCAGCACGCGGCGUAGCCGAGCAAAUCAUCGCUACCGACGCCGUGGAGCCAAUUGGAUUGCCAACAGAAACGCUCAAAGAAGAUGCCGGUCUGGGACUGGGUCUCUUUGGCACCAUUAUGGACACUGUCAACUCUUUUAUAUCCCAUCAAGAUCAUAAGGAACCAAAAACCGCGCCGCUUACAGGCAACGAUGAGCUGCAUCGUUUGCUCUAUCCAGAUGCGGCUAUUCCAGAAGCUGAUGCUCAUGGCGAGGGUUAUUGCACGCGGCCUUCGAAUGGUAACUGCCAUGCUGCCAUUACCCUGGACAAUUUCGUGGAGGUGCUGGCGGCGAAGCUGUUGGAACAUAGCCUGUUGUUGCUUUGCGUGGUCAUUGCGGCUGCCUCGUCGCUGUUCUUUAUAUUCACCUACUAUUGCUUCUGCAACAGCAGCCAGGAGGGUGCGCUGCUCGCCAAGCUGAAUCAUCUGGAGCGCAGUCUGCUGGCCGCGCACAAGGAGAACCUGAUAAUCAAGCACGAACUGAUGACAACACGCACGAAGCUCUCGAGCAUUGAGGAUAACUCCUUUGGCUCCAAUGAUAUGGUUGUCGCGCUGAAGAAACAACUCGAGACGGAACUGUACGAGAAGGCCAAGCUGCAGGAGCAGGUUAGCUCCUUGGAGAAGGAUUUGGAUAAUGCCGCCGAAGCGGGCUUGGAGCUGAACAAAAUGUUGUCCGAGGUGUUGAACAGCCAGAAUGGCGACGAGGCAUUCAUGAGCACUGUUGACGAGCUGCAGCGCCAGCUGAACGAUCAGGAAAAGAUCAUCAUUGACAUUAACGCAAGUCUGGCGGAGAAGAGUCGCGAGAAUAGCGAGCUGCAAUAUUCCUAUACGGAGUCGACAACGCGCCUGAACAGCGAAAUGAAGUCGCUGCAGCAGGAUAAUUACGAGCUGGAAAUGGACAAGUCGAAGCUGCAGACGCGCCUUGAGGAAAUCCAAGCGGAGUCCGAGCAGGAGCUAGCCAAGGCUCUAGAGGCGCGCAACUACGAAAUGCAGCGGCUGCAGCAUCAGAUCAUGGAACUGAAUGCCAAAUACGACAAAGAGCACAGUGAACUGCAGACCAGCCAAGCCAAAAUCGAGGCGCUCGAAGAUUGCCUCAAAGCGAUCAAGAAGGACGGCAACACCAAUCUUCAGGAACUAAUUACAUCAGCAAAGACACGCGGCGAACUGAAUGCAGCGCAGAAAAAGUUUAUGUCGCUGCAAACGAAGCUGGAACAGGAACUGGCCAACAAGGCGCGUCUCGAGAGUCAGCUGCAGGCAUCCAGUGCGGACGUCGAACAGCUUAAACAGGACUUCAAUCAGUCCGAACGGGACAAACUCGAGGCGCAAACGCGUCUUGAAGUGCUCUCCGGCUAUUUCCGCGAAAAGGAAACGCAGCUGCAAAAAGAGCUCAGCUUGCAGGAGGCCAAGUGGCUGCAGCACCAGGGCGAGAAUGCCAGCACUGUGGAGACGCAAACGCUGAUGAAAAAUGAAAUUCAGAUGCUGAAAUCUCAAAACGAUGAGCUGCGCGCCGAGAUUGAGGCACAGAUUGCCUCGCACAAGGCACAGAUGGGCACGCUGGAGAAUCGUGCGCACGAGUCCUGGCUGGCGGCGCGUCAAUCCGAGCGUCGCUGCGAGGAGGCGCAGGCCGAAGCCGCCGGCCUGCGGCGCAAGCUGACGGCCAUGGCAAGUGGAUCGGGCGAUGUGUCGCUGGAUGCGCUGCCCGCCAACGGCGGCAUUUUGGGCGCAAACGAACUGACGACCACGCCGUCGCCGUUGCCAUUGCCCGGCUCGCCCGGUCUGUUGAGCAUGCCCAAUCCACUGCCAUUCCUGCCGGCGCCGUUCACGCCGUUUAUGGGGCUGCCGCCGCCAUUUUUGCCACCAUCAGUAGCUGCCGGCGGUGCGCGUCCACCGCCGCUGGGCCGCAUGCGCUCGCCGCCGCCGACCUCGUCGUCGCGCGAUCGUUACUCACCGCAUCGCGAUGACCGCGACGACUACACCGACUACGAUGACUACGACGACGACGAUGAUGAUGAUCGCGGCAUGGACCGGCACAGGCGACACAGCGGCAGCUGGGGCCGUCGCGGCUCCUACAUGCACUCGCCGCGCACAUAUCGCUCGCUGUCGCCAUCGGACAGCCGCUACAAUUAUAACGAUACGGAAACGGACUUCAGUCCGCCGCCGAGCCCUCCGCCCCCGCGUAAGAGCUCGCGACCCAUCAACGAAGUAUGAAAUGCGGCACUGUGUACUUUACAGAAAGCAAAAACAAAAAAGGACAACAACAUCCUAAAAUAUUAUGUACGAGUAGUUGCAGAAACUCAAAACUAGUUCAAAUCUAUGUAUAUUUAUUACUGAUCAUCGGGUUAACUACGACUAAGAGCGACUCACAUACUUAUAUACACACAAUUCCCAUAAUACGAAUUUGAGGCAUUUUCAAAAUAAUAACAUCAACAAUUUGGUGGCUCAAUGGCAAAUGAUAUCAAAUGGAAAACAAAAAUAAACCAAACAUUAAAAACACCAAAA